GCUUCCCAACACGGCAUCUAUCUUUUUUGCAAGGAAGUUCUAUGAGCAGUUCGGUAAGUGCCUCAAGCUGGGCGUGCACGAGGACUCCACCAACCGCACCAAGUUGGCGGAGCUGCUGCGCUACCACACGUCCAAGUCAGGAGAUGAGCAGAUCAGCCUGAAGGAGUAUGUGGACCGCAUGAAGGAAGGCCAGAACGACAUCUAUUACAUCACCGGUGAGAGCAUCGCCGCUGUCUCUUCCUCCCCCUUCCUGGAGACCCUUCGCAAGAAGGGUAUCGAGGUGCUCUACAUGAUCGACCCCGUCGACGAGUACUCCGUGCAGCAGCUGAAGGAGUUUGACGGCAAGAAGCUGAAGAGCACUACUAAGGAGGGCCUGGACAUUGAGGACGAGGAUGAGAAGAAGAAGCUGGAGGAGAUGAAGGCGGAGUUUGAGCCUCUCACUAAGCUGAUGAAGGAGGUCCUGGGCGACAAGGUUGAGAAGGUCAUCGUUAGCUCUCGCAUGGCCGAUUCGCCUUGCGUGCUGACCACCUCCGAGUAUGGCUGGUCUGCCAACAUGGAGCGUAUCAUGAAGGCGCAGGCCCUUCGCGACAACUCCAUGACCUCGUACAUGGUGUCCAAGAAGACCAUGGAGGUGAACCCCAAGCACUCCAUCAUGGCGGAGCUUAAGAAGAAGGCUGCCGCCGACAAGUCUGACAAGACGGUGAAGGACCUGAUCUGGCUGCUCUUCGACACUUCGCUCCUCACCUCCGGCUUCAACCUGGACGAGCCGACGCAGUUCGCAGGCCGCAUCCACCGAAUGAUCAAGCUCGGCCUCAGCAUUGAUGACGAUGACGAGGGACUCGGCGAUGACGACGACCUUCCUCCGCUGGAGGAAGUCGAGGGCGCUGCCGACGAGGCUUCCAAGAUGGAAGAGGUCGACUAA
This is a messenger RNA of Symbiodinium pilosum, 922 nucleotides long. Lineage: Eukaryota; Dinophyceae; Suessiales; Symbiodiniaceae. The record is from the annotation of a GenBank genome assembly.